Messenger RNA from Acanthosepion pharaonis, 1653 nucleotides. NCBI's taxonomy places the organism in Eukaryota, Metazoa, Mollusca, Cephalopoda, Sepiida, Sepiidae. The record is from the annotation of a GenBank genome assembly.
AUGUCUAUUCAAAGCCGAAAUAGUUCGUUGUUAAUCGCUUGCUCUUUGACAUCGUCCAUGCCUUUUCCGCCAGAAGAAAGUGUACUCUCCCCUCACAAAAUAUUCCCGAUUGUGGAAACCGGGUAUCUCUUGAAGCGCUGCAAUGUCCAUUCGAAGCCGAAAUACGCUGCAAUGUCCAUUCGAAGCAGAAAUUGUUCGUUGUUAAUCACUUGCUCUUUGACAUCGUCCUUCCUGUUUCCCCGCCAGAAGAAUGUGUACUCUCUCCCUCAUGAAAGAUUCCCGACUGUGGAAGCCGCGUGUCUCUUGAAGCGCUGCAAUGUCCAUUCGAAGCCGAAAUACGCUGCAAUGUCCAUUCGAAGCCGAAAUAGUUCGUUGAGAAUCAUUUGCUCUUUGACAUCGUCCUUCCCGUUUCCCCGCCAGAAGAAAGAGUACUCUCUCCCUCAUGAAAGAUUCCCGACUGUGGAAGCCGCGUGUCUCUUGAAGCGCUGCAAUGUCCAUUCGAAGCCGAAAUACGCUGCAAUAUACAUUCGAAGCCGAAAUAGUUCGUUGUUAAUCACUUGCUCAUUGACAUCGUCCUUCCCGUUUCCCCGCCAGAAGAAAGUGUACUCUCUCCCUCAUGAAAGAUUCCCGACUGUGGAAGCCGCAUGUCUCUUGAACCGCUGCAAUGUCCAUUCGAAGCCGAAAUACGCUGCAAUGUCCAUUGGAAGCCGAAGUAGUUCGUUAAUAAUCACUUGCUCUUUGACAUCGUCCUUGCCUUUUCCCGCCAAAAGAAAGUGUACUCUCUCCCUCAGGAAAAAUUGCCGACUGUGGAAGCCGGGUAUCUCUUCAAGCGCUGCAAUGUCCAUUCGAACCCGAAAUAGUUCGUUGUUAAUCACUUGCUCUUUGUCAACGUCCUUGCCUUUUUCUCGCCAGAAGAAAAUGUACUCUCUCCCUCAUGAAAGAUUCCCGACUGUGGAAGCCGCAUGUCUCUUGAAGCGCUGCAAUGUCCAUUCGAAGCCGAAAUACGCUGCAAUGUCCAUUCGAAGCCGAAAUAGUUCGUUGUUAAUCACUUGGUCUUUGACAUCGUCCUUGUCUUUUCCCCGCCAGAAGAAAGUGUACUCACUCCCUCACAAAACAUUCCCGACUGUGGAAGCCGCGUGUCUCUUGAAGCGCUGCAAUGUCCAUUCGAAGCCGAAAUAUAUUACUAGUAGUAUAAUCUAUCUAUCUAUCUAUCUAUCUAUCUAUCUAUCUAUCUAUUCCAGCCUCAACUCAUAUCUAUCUAUCUAUCUAUCUAUCUAUCUAUCUAUCUAUCUAUCUAUCUAUCUAUCUAUCUAUCUAUUCCAGCCUCAACUCAUAUCUAUCUAUCUAUCUAUCUAUCUAUUCCAGCAUCUGCUCAUGACUAUCUAUCUAUCUAUCUAUCUAUCUAUCUAUCUAUCUAUCUAUCUAUCUUCAACCAUAAAGCCUUAUACUGUUUUCCCCCUCAUCCUCCGUCUUUCCGAUAACGCAAUGAUAUUCAACUGCAGACGACAUUCACUCACUAAGUUAUGGCGCCUGCUUGUUACUCUCUUUCUAUUUGCUGAGCUUUUCAUCCUGGAUGGAAUAACUUUUUACACCAACUCGUCGGAAUUUAUUUCCAAAAAAAGCAGACAACAAAGGCAAAAAGGGGGCCCUUAA